AUGGCAACAUCACAAGACAGUUCUUCGAUGGAGGAUGUUACAUUGUGUUCUAUAUGUUUCGAAAAGUUCAAGUCGCCGAGGUUUUUACCGUGUACACAUUCCUUCUGUCACGGGUGUUUAUCUUCCUACAUUGUUAAUGUGUGUAAAUCUACGGAGCCUCGUUUGGGAUUUAAUUGUCCAUUAUGCCGCGAGUACAUACCCUGUCCUGGAGCCUUCGAUAAGUCAGACGAGUGGGCGGGGCUAUUUCUGUUGAAUGAAGUUUUAGAGGCAAUCGUUCAUAAGCCUGAUGAGAAACUGUGUGAUCCCUGUUUGCGAGAUAACGAAAAUGAAAAUGCUACGGGGAUAUGUUUGUCAUGUACAGAAUAUCUCUGUAAAAUAUGUACGAAACAUCACAAAAGACAAUUGCUCUUAAAAGACCAUAUCGUAUGUCAAUUGAACGAGAUGAAAUCCGGUAACGUAAUUCCUUCAUCAGGAAAUACCCACGGCUGCCCUGAACAUAAACAAGAAACUAUUAAAUUAUUCUGUAACGAUCACCAGCAGUCCUGCUGCUCGUUGUGUAUUGGAACAAGUCACAGAAAAUGCCAAAGUAUUGAUACUGUCGAAGAUGCGGCAAAACAUAUCAAAGAAAAUGGCCAACUGGAUGUACUUUUUGGCGAUGUGAAGAAUCUAGAAAAGAAACUGACAGAAGCAAAGAGCGAACAAGAGAACAAUGUAGCAGAAAUAGAGAAUUCAGUGGACGAAAUCAUAGAGAAAACAGAAAGGGAAUUCAAGGAACUUGUUGAUCACCUAGAAAUACUGAAGAACAAACAUUUAGAUGAAGUAGCAGGUGCGCUGAAGAAAGGAAGGAGGAAGUUAAGGGAUUGUACAAAUGUACUUACUGAUGGUAUACAGUGUACAAAUUACUGCUGCCGGAAUAUUGAAAGAGCUAAAGAGACGGAGAAUGACGCUGAAAUGGUGGCGAUGUAUUACAGAGUGAAAGAGAGGCUCUUACAGCUGAAACAGUUUAAAUUCACGAAGAAACAGAUAACGAUAUCUGAAAGAAAGUCACAAGUUCUGCAAGAAGUGAGAAAUAUGAAAUCUUUUGGAGAUAUUGAAUAUGCUGAUUCUGAUCGUCACAUCACAUACGAUGUACAUGACAUUGCGUUAUCUUUAGUUUCGGAAUUCAGCAUUGCUGGAGGAAGUCCGAAUGUGUGCACUGGGAAUUUUCUGUCCAAUGGUAACUUUGUAGUUGCAGACCACAGAAGUAGUGGCCGUUGUUUUAUUUAUGACAGAGACUGGAAAUCCACGGAAGUCAUUGAUGGACUGAGUCACCCUUUUGAAACAAUACAAGCUGGAGAAGAACUACUGCUGACGUGUGAUGGAACGAAGUCUAUAGAAGUUUUUUCUUUGUCUGAUUUACAUAAACUGCGAAGUAUCAAUACCAACGAAACAGUGCGUGGAAUAACAAAAGUCAAUGGAGCGUGUUAUGUAGCAUGUGGAAAUAAAAUCAUAAAAAUUGAUAUGUCCGGUAAAAAACUGAGAGAAUAUAAAGUUGAAGGCCGUACUAUUAACAUAAGUACAACAAAAGAUGGACAUCUUGUGUACAGUAGCUGUUUCCUUAAUACAGUAACCGCCAUCACGGACCAGGGAGACACCGUCUGGCAGUAUAAACAUCUCAAAAUGAUAGAACCCCGUGGACUUGAUGUAGACUCAGUUGGUAAUAUCUUUGUUGCCGCUAGAGUAAGUGACAAUAUCCACGUGUUGUCUAGUGCUGGAAGUCUCAUUAGGAUUAUCGAGGAUAUUCCAAAACCCGUGUUUAUUAAAUUAAUGGAGGAGAGGAGUGUGUGUUGUGUGUGCAGCAAUUACAAAAUCAUGAAAGUGUAUAAACUCUAGCUUUUUGUGAUUUGUUUUAAGAGUUGUUGGACAAUUUUAUAAAUGCAAUUCUAAUUGGAAAUCAAUUACAGAAUUUGAUUUCGUUUGAUGACUCACCGUAUUUUAACUUAACAAAAAAUCGUCUGUGUCAACCCCCUGGUCUUGUUGGAGCAGGUUGCUGUAGUUGAAUGGUUUCACUCAAGAGAGGUCAUGGGCUCUCAUUUUGAUUCAAGUACUUCGUCAAACCUAAGAUAGUGAAUCAAUAUUUAUAACCUUAAAGGUAAGAUGAGGUUAUGAAUAUCUUACAAUGUUUCGCCACUUACAAUAUUUCAUUUACAUGUAUUUCUGUACAUCAAGUCUGUAGGAAACUACUAUUUUUGUUAUUUUCGGUUGAUUCGGUGGUUUGUCAAAAGAAGCGAAUAGAUUGUCUUUGUACAUAAUCGGCAGUUGUCUGUCUCAGUAAAUAAAUAAAAUACAGAUUAUGUA
This is a messenger RNA of Ostrea edulis (European flat oyster), 2337 nucleotides long. Its product is annotated as tripartite motif-containing protein 45-like. Gene Ontology annotation, molecular function: zinc ion binding. The transcript has 2 exons. Lineage: Eukaryota; Metazoa; Mollusca; Bivalvia; Ostreida; Ostreidae. The record is from RefSeq and is a predicted model, not a curated record. Bases 1 to 1872 code for a protein of 623 amino acids.